AUGUCCGACGCAACUGCCAACGCAAACUCGAGCGCCAGCAUCCCCAUCUAUGUGACGGGCAACGUCAACUCCGAAUACAGCUUCAAUGGCCAGCUGACGGCCCCAAACCUUCAACCCCUGCCGCAGCACAAUGACUCGGAUCCGUACGGAGGUACUACCGAGAACCCCCACUGGUUCUGGGACAAGACGCUCGAUUCAAACGACAUUGUUUGCGGCACGAGCAACUGGACCAUUCGGCAGGUAUGCUGCCCUCGCUCAAUCGGCAUUCCAAACGGCGACCCCAACGCUGGCGCCAACUGCCGCCUGCACGCUACGCAGGAGAAUAGUCAGUGGUGGAUGAACUGCACACACGAGAUUGCCCAGGCCAAUGGCGGAGGAGACGUGGCGAGUGCGUGCUGGCCGCUAGAGAAGUACAUGGAGUCGGCUGCCGACGCCAAGUAUGCCGACUUGAACUUUGGCCAGGAGAAGGUGGAGCGGUGCACCAGCUUGGCGCAGGCGAGCUCGAAGAACAACUACACCAUGGGCAACAACUAUACCGACAUUUGCUGCGAGCAAGUCAUGGGACACCCUAGCGCCUACUUUUCCGACGUCGAGCUUGGCGACAGCACCAUGGAGACGAACAGGAGCGCAUACAUGGCCAUGGACUGCAACCUCAAGGACAAGAAGGACUGGACCGCGUUUAUGAAGUGCAUGGACCAGUAUACUUGGGCCGUAUGCCGCGAGGUCGGCGGUGCGAAUACCGCUGGCGUCAGUGCCCUUGUUGUCGCCGCUGCGGCGCUUGCCCUGUUGGUGUAG
Trichosporon asahii var. asahii CBS 2479 is the source of this 795-nucleotide messenger RNA. RefSeq lists its product as uncharacterized. NCBI's taxonomy places the organism in Eukaryota, Fungi, Basidiomycota, Tremellomycetes, Trichosporonales, Trichosporonaceae. The record is from RefSeq and is a predicted model, not a curated record. Bases 1 to 795 code for a protein of 264 amino acids. The transcript has a single exon.